GAUGAUUACAAUGCACACAGGACCAGGAUCAUCCCGAGGUGGGACUGCAACUCUGGAGCAUCAAGAGGAAGAGAAAGGCGCACCGGGGAGAUAAGUGCUGCUGCGCCGACUUGGAGUGGACAUAUUUGGGCACUUUUUACGCACCCAUGUUACGCACUGGGACUAACUGGAUUUAAGGACAUAUAUCGAUAUUUGUGUAUUUUAUGGAAUGAAACACAUGUCAACAUGAUACACCAUAUAAAGUAUAUCCUGUGGUUAUACUGUCUCUGUGAAGCUGCAACUGUGACAGCCUUCAACACAUUAUCGAUAAUCAAACCGGUCACUGGGUCGCUCUCGGGGAAGGUCAGUCUUCCCUGCUUCUUCUCCAUCAUCCCAACCUCAGCACCGGUGAUCAGUCCCAAUGGAACUGUCGUUUAUAGCAGAGAUUACUUGCGGAUCAAAUGGACCAAAAUAAAUGGAGAAAAUGAAUCCACAGUGCUGGUGGCGCAGAAUGGCGUCAUCAAAAUAGGCUCCAUCUACAGGAACCGUGUAUCAGUGCCCAGUCACCCUGAGGAUGUAGGUGACGCCUCGUUGACAAUGGUCAAGCUGCGUGCCAGCGAUGCUGGCACCUAUCGAUGUGAGGUCAUGUACGGCAUUGAGGACACCCAGGAUACAGUUAACCUCGAUGUGGAUGGUGUUGUGUUUCACUACCGAGCAAACACCAGCAGGUACACUUUGGACUACCAGAAGGCUGUCAAGGCUUGCCAAAACAUUGGAGCAACCAUUGCUACAUAUGACCAACUGAAAGCAGCCUAUGAGGAUGGCUUUGACCAAUGUGAUGCUGGCUGGAUUGCCGACCAGACAGUGAGAUACCCCAUUAGAAGGCCAAGGGAGGGCUGCUAUGGCAACCUAAAGACCGCACCUGGCGUUAGGUCAUAUGGGACCAAGAAACCCACGGACACCUAUGAUGUAUACUGUUACGUAGACAGACUUGAUGGUGAAGUGUUCUAUGCUCCCGUGACCCAUAAGAUGACUUUGGAGGAGGCCAGUGCAGAGUGUAAGAAGAGGAAUGCAGUCCUGGCAAGCCCCGGCCAGCUCCACGCUGCCUGGCGAAAAGGUCUGGACAGAUGCGACUAUGGCUGGCUCUCUGAUGGCAGUGUACGACACCCUGUUGCAAGAGCCAGGAUGCAAUGCGGGGGAGGUUUACUCGGCGUCAGGACCAUGUACCGCUACAGAAACCAGACUGGCUUUCCAGAACCGACAAGGAAACUUGGAGCUUAUUGUUUUAAAGGAAUUUACUCGUGCACAGAAAAUAUCUGUCUGAAUGGAGGAUCUUGCUACAGGACUGGAAGCAUCUACGCAUGUACCUGUGCUCCAGGUUACAGUGGUCAUCGCUGCCAAACAGACAUUGAUGAGUGCCAGUCAAACCCCUGUCGCAACGGAGGUACAUGUGUUGAUGGGCUGGCUUCCUUCACAUGUGUGUGCCUCCCAAGCUACUCUGGGCUGUAUUGUGAGGAGGAUACAGAAACAUGUGACUAUGGCUGGCACAAGUUUCAGGGCCACUGCUACAAGUACUUCCCCCACAGAAGAAACUGGGACAAUGCAGAGAGAGAGUGUCGCAUGCACGGGGCUCAUCUUUCCAGCAUCAUCUCCCACGAGGAGCAACAGUUUGUCAACCGUCUUGGACAGGACUACCAGUGGAUUGGCUUGAAUGAUAAGAUGUUUGACAGUGACUUCCGCUGGACUGACGGCAGCCCUGUGCAAUAUGAAAACUGGAGGCCCAACCAGCCUGACAGCUUCUUCACUUCCGGCGAGGAUUGUGUCGUGAUGAUAUGGCAUGAGGACGGCCAGUGGAAUGAUGUUCCUUGUAACUACCACCUCACCUACACAUGUAAAAAAGGCACAGUGGCCUGUAACCAGCCCCCUCUGGUGGAGAAUGCCCGUACUUUUGGCAAGAAACGUGAGAGGUAUGAGAUCAACUCGCUGGUGAGGUACCAGUGCCGAACCGGCUUUAUUCAAAGGCACCUCCCAACUAUCCGUUGUCGUGGGGAUGGACAUUGGGAUAGCCCUAAAAUCACCUGCAUGAACCCAUCGAGCUACCAGAGGACCUUCUUCAGAAGACAUCAACACAACAGUCUCUACAGUAUUCACAACUUCAAACCAAGGCCGGAUGAGGCCUUACACUUUCACCAUCCGCUCUACCGGGGAAAAAGAGACAGGACUGAUCGUAAGCGGCAGAGAUAGUAAAAUGCCAUGUGACAUGGCACAGCUUCCCCGAGAUGAGAACACAUGGCUGAUGCUUGUGUGGAAAGAGGAGAAGGAUUCCCCAAGGAAAGCACGAGAGACAACUCAUCAAAGAAACCAAGAGGAUAACCUGCAGUUUUCUUGCAUUUUGGAUGAUGAUGAUGGAAUUUUAUGAAGUGCCUUUUAAAUAUAUGUUGAGACAUGACUUUCCUUAUCAAGGGGCACUGUUUUAUAACAAUGCAAACGCGGAUACAAAAAACUUUCAGCUGGCUACUGGAAGAGCAAAAAGUACACUCUUUGUUCUUUUAACUGCGGGAGUUUGUUCUGUGUCCUUAGCUUAUCAAAUAAUACACUCACGCCUGUUGUCUAAUACCUUUAUACACCAACUGUGCUAUUUAAAAUCACCGUAAGUGUUCCUUAUUCAUAGAAAAAAGAAAGGUGUUGUGAAAUCAUAGCGCUUAUGUUGUGUAAAGGAAUCCAUUAUGUUGUCGUGCUGUUUUAAGCUGGACUUCAUUUUAAUGAGCAUGCGUGCAUAUGCAUAUAUACUGAAGUCCUCAAAUGUUUAAGUGUGUUUAUUCUAUGUCAAGAAAUGAUCAGUACACAAUUGGAGGCACUGGUGGCAAUAAUUAACCAUACAAAGGACUUAUAGUUGAAUAUUGUAUCACAUUCUUUCAGAACUGUAAACCUUUGUUUAAGAAAAACAAAUCUUUCUCCAGUGUUCAAACCUAAUCAGCAGGGUUUCUAAGCUUUGCUCGUGGUUGCUAUUUUGAUUUUGGAUUAACAAGACACCCAUGUCUGGGGGAAUUUCACCAAAUUGCUCAAUUGACUGCUGGAGAGCUUCUUUGUAGCAGCAGCUUUCAAAGUACCAAAUUACCACCUUUCAUUAACUCCAGCCGUCAAUGCGUGUCAUCGAUGUCUUGUCAAGAUAGAUGUUUAUGAAUAGAUUUCUAUACAGAGAAUUUUUAAAAACAUAUUGAUAUUUCUUUUGUGUGAUUUUUUUUUUUUUUUUUUUUUUU
This is a messenger RNA of Epinephelus fuscoguttatus (brown-marbled grouper), 3239 nucleotides long. Its product is annotated as versican core protein-like. Gene Ontology annotation, molecular function: calcium ion binding; hyaluronic acid binding. The transcript has 14 exons. The coding region runs from base 226 to 2223 and encodes 665 amino acids. Gene Ontology annotation, biological process: cell adhesion. The record is from RefSeq and is a predicted model, not a curated record. Lineage: Eukaryota; Metazoa; Chordata; Actinopteri; Perciformes; Serranidae.